Molecule: messenger RNA, 2534 nt
Organism: Xiphias gladius (swordfish)
Lineage: Eukaryota; Metazoa; Chordata; Actinopteri; Istiophoriformes; Xiphiidae
Product: E3 ubiquitin-protein ligase RNF38-like
Exons: 13
Coding region: 259-2187 (642 amino acids)
Source: RefSeq, a predicted model, not a curated record
ACGGUCGAGCGACAUGUUUCUCUGUGAUCGAUUGGGGGAGACUCGGCAGAGAUGUGAAACUCCCAUUGAUUGAUCUCCACUACACUCCCCGCUGACCAGAGAAAACAGCGAAUGCGAGAGGGGAUUUAAAUUGGACAAAUAUUGUCCACCUUGCUUGACGGACAAGGUAGCGAUCUGUUUUCUCAUGCAGUGUGAGCCUACCUUCAUCACGUCCAUCCACCACCGCCCUCCUCCUCAUCUUCCUCCUCCUCCCCAGCCAUGGACCCCCCGAGGACUCGGUCGCGGUCUCGGUCUGGCUUCUAUCAUUUUGGCAUGAAUGGCAGCGUUGGAAGCAAUGGCAGUGGUAACGCGGUCGGUAACGGGAGCUUGAUGAACGCCAGCGGAGGAGGGGUGAGCUACCCGCAACAGAGCAACCCCGGCUGGGUACCGCACCACGGUGGUCGCAGCUACCCGGAGAGCCAGCAGCAGCAGCACACCCAGGGGAGCUACCUGUCCGCAGGGGCGCAGCGCCACUCUUCGCUCGGAGCUCACAGACAUCCCGGGGCCGGAGCAGUGUUACAUUUUCAUCCAGAUAAUGUGUGCAGUGAGGAUCGGGACAAAAUUGAAGACAGCCCAAGCCCCAAAAGGCAGCGUCUUUCCCAGCAGUCCAUGUUGGAUCUCAGCUCCGCCCCUCCCUCCACUCCUUCCUCUCCCAUUCGCCCCUGGGAGCUGCCUCCCAGUCGCAGACCACACCCUCACUACAUGCCAGAGAGAUGCCACACACCUGUUCGCAACCGUCGCAGCCCUCCAAUGAGACGCCAGCGUGGCCGGAGAGACCGUCUGACCCGCCACCACCAUCACGCCCACAACAACCAUCACCACUACAACAGCAACAACAACAACCACCACCACCAUCACCACCCCAGCGCCCACCAUCAUCACCACCACCACCUGCACUCCCACCAUGGCCCGUCGUCAGGCCACCAGGAUGAAAAUUACCGUCACCCGGCUCCCCCUCAGGGCUACCCACCCUACAGCCAGCAACCGCCCCGAGGGCCUGGGCCUGGGCCUGGGCCAGGGCCUGAAGAGCGCCCGGGUUACCACCCCGCAAAUCCCUCCCCGAGGCCACUCCACCAGUCACCGAACCUGUCUCCCAGGCUGCUCCACCCUGCUGCCCACCCACAGCACCCACACCCUCACCCAUCCCAGCAACAGAGCAGUGUGGUGCUUGACCUCCAUGAGCAGGGUUCAGCUCCAGUAUCGUAUCCUGUGUCUCCUCCGGGCGCGCCGCCUGGCCUGCCGCCUCGCUCUGCCCCUCAGCAGAUCCCAGCAUGCUCGGUGGUUUUCAGUGGACAGCAUUAUCCUGUCUGCAGCGUCCCUCCUCCUGUCCUUCAGACCUGUUCUGUGCAGCACUUACCGAUGCCCUAUCCCUUCCCAUCACUGCUGUCCAGUGACCCGGCCUUCCUGCUUCCCCCUCCUCACCUCCCCCAUCCCCCAACACACCUUUCCCACCACCCACCUCACCUGCCCCAGCCUGGACAGUUUGGACCCUAUCCGACACAGCAGGCACGAUCACCAUUACAGAGGAUAGAGAAUGACGUGGAGCUGCUUGGAGAGCACCUGUCUUUGGGUGCUGGGCUCCACUAUCCCCCCACCACCCACCCAGCCCUCACCCCACACUCCACACAGCUUCACUUCCUUUCCCAUGACCCCCUGCCACAGGAGUUCUUUGGAGUGUCCUAUCCAAACUUCAUACCUCGGCGUCUCCCAGGGCGACGGUACCGCUCGCAACAGCCACUGCCACCUUCGCCUUACCACCCCAGCCUCCUGCCUUACUUCCUUUCAAUGCUGCCAGUCCAGCCCACAGGCCCUGCGAUCAGCCUAGAGCUGGAUGUAGACGAUGGAGAGGUGGAAAAUUAUGAGGCCCUCCUGAACCUCGCUGAGCGUCUGGGAGAGGCCAAACUCCGCGGACUGACCAAGGGAGACAUUGAACAGCUUCCCUCCUAUCGGUUCAAUCCAAAUAACCAUCAGUCUGAGCAAACACUGUGUGUGGUGUGUAUGAGUGAUUUUGAGUCCCGCCAACUGCUGCGAGUCCUGCCCUGCAGCCACGAGUUCCACGGGAAGUGUGUUGACAAGUGGCUAAGGGCCAACAGGACUUGUCCCAUUUGUCGGGCCGACGCUUCAGAGGUCCAAAGAGACUCAGAGUGACCACACGAGGGAGCCAGACACUCCUCACUGUCUGUUCGACACAUUCAGUACUGCCUGCUCCUAAUGUAGUGAUAAACGUUCGUGCUUGUACACAUACACACAUACACCAUUUCCUGGCUUUUUUUUGCAGCACCCUCUCCUUCUAUUUUGUUCUGUCAUUUUUUCUGUUUAACUUAUGUGCAUCACCCUCCCCGACAUUUUCCCUCUCGCCAAUUUCUGUCAUUUUUCCUCCCAUUAGUCUUUCCUGUACACGUACUUGCACGUGGUGCAUGUAUCCCGCAUCACCAUCCUGCAGUGGUGGGUGUGUGUGUGUGUGUGUGUGUGUGUGUGUGUGUGUGUGUGUGUGU